Molecule: messenger RNA, 594 nt
Organism: Penicillium crustosum
Lineage: Eukaryota; Fungi; Ascomycota; Eurotiomycetes; Eurotiales; Aspergillaceae
Product: YwbE family protein
Exons: 1
Coding region: 1-594 (197 amino acids)
Source: RefSeq, a predicted model, not a curated record
AUGAAUAAUCAAAAAAGACGCGGCGGACGCGGGGGGUCGCACCCCUCCCACCCACGCGUGCCCCCCUCAAAAGCAAUCACUCCAGGCACGGCCGUCAACAUCAUCCUCAAAGCCGACCAGCCCACAGGACGGACAGUAUCAGGGACAGUGAGCGAACUACUCACGCGUGGCGAUCACCCACGAGGCGUCAAAGUGCGGCUGACCGACGGGCGCAUCGGAAGAGUCCAGAGCCUCCGGGGCGGUGAGUCGGAAGAUGACCGAAAGAGCGCACAAGAAAGCGUUGGGAUUCAAGUAAGAGCAGAGGGAGGGGAUGUGAGCGGGAGACGCAAUCGUUUUACCUCGCGUGAUAUGCGUCUUGAUGGGCCUGAGGAGCCUUCGGCUGAGCCCCUUGGGCUGGAUAUGUACAUACGCCCUGCGAAGGGGAAGAAGGGGAAGAAGACGCAGGCUGGACGCGAUGAGCGGCUGGGAGAGAGGGCUGAUGAUACAGGUGGUGCUGCUCAGGUACCGGGCUCUCUCAAGUGUCCUGUGUGCGCUGACUUCGAGGGCGAUGAAGCUGCUGUGGCGCACCACGUUGCUGGUCAUUUCGGAGAGUGA